This is a messenger RNA of Tachysurus fulvidraco (yellow catfish), 3432 nucleotides long. RefSeq names its product zinc finger protein 385B-like. The transcript is spliced from 10 exons. The record is from RefSeq and is a predicted model, not a curated record. Lineage: Eukaryota; Metazoa; Chordata; Actinopteri; Siluriformes; Bagridae. Bases 290 to 1990 code for a protein of 566 amino acids. Gene Ontology annotation, molecular function: nucleic acid binding; zinc ion binding. Gene Ontology annotation, cellular component: nucleus.
AGAGAAGAUAAACGACAGUAAUGUCAAGCAACGCGUUGGAGAUGCUGAACAUACGUUGGACGCUGCUGUCAGUCACGUGACCGUGAGCCUUGCUGAAGACGGGAAUCCCGGGGAGCGCACAAGCUCUUUUCCACAGGAUCACCGGUUCUGACAGGGAGCGCACGAGCUCAUUUCCACAGGAUCACCGGUUGGGACAGGGAGUGCACGAGCUCAUUUCCACAGGAUCAUCGGUUGGGACAGGGAGCGCACGACAGGACAGGACAGACUUUUCGCUAAAGGCGGCAAACACAUGCGCGCACGCACACACGCACACACGCACACGCACACACGCACACGCACGCACACACACACACACACACACACACACACACACACACACACACACACACACACACACACACACACACACACACACACACACACACAGGUAUUUUCUGAAUGGUCUGCGAUUAAAAGAGUCCAAAUGUCCAGUGCGGAAGAGAAAACGAACUGCUCGAGCCAAACCGAUACCAGGACAAAGCUGCCAGACAUAAGGUUUGGUGGACAAAGGAUAAUGAUCUGGGGCUGUUUUGGGACUCUUAGAUCCAGUAUGAGUCGUCUGGUGGAUGUGGAAUGUGAGGCAUCAGAGGUAAAACAGAAGCAAAAGCAGCAGAUACUUGUCUGUGAAGUGUGUAAUAUUCAGCUGAACUCCAGUACUCAGGCUCAGAUCCACUACAAUGGGAAAACUCACCAGCGCCGUAUACGGCAAGCCAACAGGGCCAAAAGCAGCGGAGGGGCCAGAAACAGCAUGGGAAGUCCAGCCCAGGGUGGUGGUUUGCUGACAUCACUCCCUGUUCAGCCUCAGAUGGACCUGAAGCAUGUUUUGCCUAUCAGAGUAAACUGCUCGUCCCCCCUCAGCCUAUUACCCAACUUCAAUAUGGAUCCAGUUCAGAAGGCAGUCAUCAGCCACACUUUCAGCAUCGCACAAUCGCUAAAAAAACCCCAAAUCAUCACCUGUAACAUCUGUCACCUGCGCUUCAACUCCACAAACCAAGCAGAAGCACACUACAAAGGGCACAAGCAUGCACGCAAACUCAAAGCUAUAAACAGGUUAAAGAACAAGCAAAGGAUUCUGGGAAAGUCUGUGUGGAGGGUAAGGGAGAGAAAAGAACCAAUACCGGGAGAGAUGGAGAACAGCAAUGGGAAGGACAGCAGUCUGUCAGAGAGGACAGCACCAAUCUGUUCAUCACAGGCAUCAAAACCUGAGGAUGACAGUGUUCAGGGUAUCUCAGUCACGUUAAUGCCAGUUUCACACACUUCUGUCUCAAAAAGUGAGAGCAAAUGUUUCCCAGAAUCCUCUAUUUCGGUGCCUCGAGCCAAACUGAAAGGCUUGUGGGACUCUGAAUCCAUAGUGAAGGGAAACAGAAACAGGAGGAAAUGCAGCAGGAGUCUUCAGUGUGCUGUUUGUAAAGUGACCGUCAACUCUGGCUCACAGCUUGAGGAUCACUAUAAAGGCUCUAAACACAGACUGAUGCUGGGAGGUCACUGCAUGUUGUCACGGAAACGGGGCGGAAAAGAGGAUCCAUCUUGUGCCACACCGCGGCUUCACGUCAACUCCGCCUCCACCAAAUUAUCACACCAUUGCAACGUGUGUGAUAUAGACGUCAACUCAGAAGCUCAGCUCCAACAACACAUGAGAAGCAGGAGACACCGAGACCGAGCCACUGGAAAAUCACUUCAUACAAAGUUCAGCCCCUACAUCAACAACUCAGCCCACUCCAUGUUAACGACCAAGCUCACUCUUCAGAAACAACUCGCCAAAACAGUGACCUCCAGCUUCCUAACAUCAGGACUCAGCCCCGUGGCCAUGGCAACUGGAACUUUGUCCCCAAGUCACGUUCAUCUGCCCGCCCCCUUAUUCCAAGCACCUCUGUUUAGCUACACCCUCUUUAGACCCGCCCCUGGGCCCUUUAGGGCGACUCACGGUCCAGUCAUCUUCUGUCCUUACUGAAGAGAUGGAAAUUUGUCAGACGUUUCACAGGAAGCUGCACAAAAACAUAACUAUGCCUCACAGAUAAUUUAUAUUUAUUUCUACAUGUAAAUAAUUUAUGACAAAAAGAACCAACUGUGAAAAUUCUUGGAAAAUCAUUCAUUACUCAGUCCGUUUCCAGCACACAUUUGGGAUUCUGUCCGCAGCACUUGUGUCUAAAAUAAAUCACCUUACUGUGGAAAACAUUACACAAAAAUUAAAAACAUACACAGAAUAUGCAAUUUAAAAUAAUUUAGAGAUGUUUUAACAGUAAGGAAUUUAAUUUUUUUAAGAGUGGAAUGUUUAAAAGAAAAAUAAGGAAAGGUUUAAAAUAAAAAUUAAAAGGGGGAAAUUAAAGGUGGAAAAUAAAAGUUAAUUAUAAAGAAAAAUUAGGGCACAUUUUAAAGGCAAUUCAGUACACUUCAAGUAAUAAAGUUAAUAAAGGCAAUAAAGAAUUUAAGAAAACAAAAUAUAACAACUGCUUGGCGUCUUAAUCAUCAAGUUUAUUAAAUAACAAAACUGUAGCUAUGAAUAUUGUAAAGGGACAUCAAACACUAAUACCUUGUGUUUUUGUUUUAUUAAUUUCAGUAGUUUCACUGGUGAUCUCCAGUCCCUCUACCUAUCAGAUGGAUAAUUAAUAAAAUUUCAUUUGAAUUGUCAUAUUGUAAUAAAAUUCUUUUAGAACAUUUUAUUUUAGUAACUAAAUGGACCAGGAAGCAAAAACAAUCUACCUGAAACUGCUCUGUUUUUUUUACAACAAGAGCCAAGAGCUUCUGUUCAUUUGAUUGAUCAUUUCUAUCAGUGUCUCAUCCAAGAGAAUGCUUUCUUCAGCCACUGACAAUCAGUUUCUGUCAGUUGUUCACUGAUUUAGAAAAGAAUUAUUUAGAAAAGAAUGAGAGAAAAGAAUGAGAGUCUGUGGUGUCUUUUAUCAGUGAAUUUUAUUUUCAGGAACAAUAAAUCGUAAAGAUGAGAUGACUCCUCAGGGAGGCUGGAACCAACGGUGACUCCGUCAACUUGGAGGAGUACACGUCAGCAGUGACCGGCUACAUCAGCAAGUGCAUUGAUGACGUGACCGUCUCCAAGACCAUCGCCACACACUCCAACCAGAAGCCAUGGAUGACUACUAACGCUGGGCAUACAGUCGAUCACAAACUACAAGACAGCUUCACCUGCUUGUGAUAGCGAUGCCUCCCUCCCAGACGCGCUGAACGAUUUCUACGCUCGGUUUGAGGUACAGAACAACAUAAUGCCAAGGAAGACCAUCCCUCCCCCUGACGACAAGGUACUCUGCCUAUCCAUGGCCGACGUGAGGAGAUCUCUAUGGAGAGUUAACCUACGGAAGGCUGCUGGACCAGACAACAUUUCUGGCAGGGUGCUCAGAGAAUGUGCAGAACAGCUAGUAGAUGUCUUUACGGACAUCCUCA